AUGGCGCUGGAUACAUCCAGCGGAUAUGCCGCUCACAGCAGCCUGAUUGAACCAGAUCCGCUUCCUAUGUUCGACGUCAGGCAUGUCCAGCUUCAGUUCCCUCUCGCUGCCGACUUUGUGGCCGCGCAGGUAGCCGACAAUGUACUUAUUCUGGCACUAUCGACUGGGCGCAUUUUGCGGAUCGACUUGAACAACCCUGAGCAUAUUGACGAUGUUGAUCUUCCGAAGAAGUCUUCAGAAACGGGUGUUAUACGUCGGAUGUUCUUAGACCCUUCCGCUUCCCAUCUCAUAAUCACCACGACCCUGGGUGAGAACUACUACCUCCACACGCAGUCAAGACAUCCAAAGCCUUUAUCGCGCCUCAAAGGACUUCUCAUCGAGAGUGUCGCAUGGAGUCCCUCCCUUCCGACAGCAUCUACCCGAGAGAUAUUAUUAGGCACGACUGAUGGCCAGGUCUGGGAAACGUAUAUUGAGCCAUCUACUGAGUUCUACCGCCGCGAGGAGAGAUAUGCCAGCUCGAUAUACAGAACGUCGGAUGGGUCUCCAGUGACGGGUAUAUGGGCGGAGACGGUGCCGACAAAAGCAGAACAAAGACGGAUAUUGGUGGCUACGCAUGGCAAACUAUCGUGUUUCUUGGGGCGAACCGGUAGAUCCGGUAAAGAAGGUGCGGGUCCUAUAUACGCCGACCUGCUUUCACGAGAAACUCCCGUUAUCCACGAGAUUGGACAGCCGUCUAGUUCCGCGCCGUCAAAUUUGGUUGUUUCGCCAUCUAGCUCGGAUGCUCACCAUCUAGAUGGUCAUCGUGACAAAGAGUUUGCAUGGCUUAGUUCUGAAGGUGUAUACCAUGGACAACUUCCAUAUUCAUUAGACAUGUUGCACAAGCCCUUCGAGAGCUCAAGUAUGCUUCCGCGGUCUAUUUUCCCGGCAACCGAAUCCGCAAGAGGAGGCAAGAAGCUGAUUCAGAACCCACUAACCGCCAUGACGUUAUCAGAGUGGCACAUACUAGUCCUGGUAGAAGGGCGAGUGCUUGCUGUCAAUCGCAUGAACGAUGAAAUUGUAUUUGAUCAAGAGGUCCUGGAGCCAGGCCAAGCUGCUCUGGGUCUUGUGACAGACGCAAUGAAAGGCACUUACUGGCUUUUCACCAGUCAGGACAUUUUUGAGAUAUGUGUCCAGGAUGAGGACCGAGACGUGUGGAAAAUCUUCUUGCGCAAGCAAAAGUUUGAGGAGGCUCUUCGAUAUGCCCGUACAAGCUCCCAGAAAGAUGCUGUUUCUACUGCUUCCGGCGAUUUCCUCGCGAGCAAAGGUCGCUAUAUAGAAGCCGCCGGGGUUUGGGGCAAGAGCAGUAAAGCAUUUGAAGAUGUGUGUCUAACACUCAUCAAGCGUGGCCAGCACGACGCCCUACGAAAGUACCUGCUUUCGCAGCUCUCGGUUUAUAAAAAGUCCUCCUCGAUGCAAAGGACCAUGGUGGCAAGUUGGCUUAUAGAAGUCUUUAUGACCAAGCUGAAUAGUCUUGACGACAAUAUCACAACGAAAGCGGAACUUGCCGAGGGGUCAAGCACUGAAGAGAUCGAGCACGAACUGCAGGCCGUUCGAAAUGAGUUUCAAGAGUUUGUGACCAAAUACAAGUCUGACCUGGAUCAGAAGACAGCAUACGACAUCAUCAGCAGUCAUGGACGUGAGAAGGAAUUGUUAUUCUUUGCCACUGUGGUAAACGAUCACAACUACGUUCUGUCGUACUGGAUCCAACGGGAAAACUGGUCCGAAGCGCUCAAUGUGCUGCAGAGGCAGAGUGACCCUGAAGUGUUCUACAAACACAGCAGUGUCUUGAUGACUCACGCAGCGACCGGACUAGUCAACAUCUUGAUGCGACAGACCAACCUUGAGCCCGAGAAGCUCAUACCUGCGUUGCUCAACUAUAACAGCACAGUGAGCGUGCCGCUGAGUCAAAACCAAGCGGUGCGUUAUCUUAACUUUAUCAUCGUCAACCACCCUAGACCCACGGCUGCAGUGCAUAACACGCUCAUAUCAAUUCAUGCUUCAAGCCGCUCGUCCUCUGAAGCUGGACUUCUUACAUACCUUCAGUCACAGCCAUCAUCCCCGCCUCCAUAUGAUGCCGACUUUGCGCUUCGCCUUUGCAUACAACACCAGCGGUUCCAGUCAUGUAUCCAUAUUUACAGCGCUAUGGGACAGUAUCUCCAGGCUGUUGAGCUGGCUUUACAGCACGAUGACAUUGAGCUGGCGGCCAUCAUUGCUGACCGACCAGAAGGAAACAAUAAGCUACGGAAGAAGCUUUGGCUCUUGGUUGCGGAGAAAAAAAUCCGGCAAUCAGACACAGGCAUCAAAGACGCUAUCGAGUUUCUUCGUAGAUGCGAGCUGCUUCGGAUUGAGGAUCUCAUCCCAUUUUUCCCGGACUUCGUUGUCAUUGACGACUUCAAAGAUGAAAUCUGCAGUGCCCUAGAGGACUACUCCCGGCACAUUGAUGCGCUCCGACAGGAGAUGGACAGCUCGGCCCAAACCGCGCGCCAGAUCCGGUCGGAAAUCGCCGCCCUCGACACACGGUACGCGAUUGUUGAGCCUGGCGAGAAGUGCUGGACUUGCUCGCUUCCAGUACUUAGCCGGCAGUUCUUCGUUUUCCCAUGUCAGCACGCGUUCCACAGCGAUUGCCUAGGUCGUGAGGUGCUCGAGGGCGCCGGAGGGAAGAAGAAGUAUAUACGAGAUCUACAGUCUCAGCUGAAUGAAGGCGCACUCACCUCGUCCCAGCGUGAGGAGGUUGUGAAGGAACUGGACGGGUUGAUAGCGGAAGCUUGUAUCCUAUGCGGUGACCACGCGAUCAAACAAAUCGACAAGCCUUUCAUAACUGCAACCGACAAUGUCGAUGAAUGGUGCCUCUAA
Molecule: messenger RNA, 2892 nt
Organism: Aspergillus nidulans FGSC A4
Lineage: Eukaryota; Fungi; Ascomycota; Eurotiomycetes; Eurotiales; Aspergillaceae
Gene: digA
Product: tethering complex subunit PEP3
Exons: 3
Coding region: 1-2892 (963 amino acids)
Source: RefSeq, a predicted model, not a curated record